Rubroshorea leprosula is the source of this 737-nucleotide messenger RNA. NCBI's taxonomy places the organism in Eukaryota, Viridiplantae, Streptophyta, Magnoliopsida, Malvales, Dipterocarpaceae. The record is from the annotation of a GenBank genome assembly.
ACUAAUAUUAGCACUCCCCUAAAACAGAUACAAAAUAACCACUUUACACCUGAAUUUUAACCUUCCUGGAUGGAAAAAUAAAAUCAUCUGAAAAUGUAACAGAUGGAAUUGCAUGUGUUCAACCCAGAGAUUCAUCCAUUCCAAUACUGAGAAUGUGAGAAAUACUAAAGAAAAACGAAAAAUUCGAAUCUUUGACGGCAAAUUACAGAGAAGAGUCCACUGGAAGACAAAACAAAAAAGGAACAUAAAAUAUCUUAAACAAUGUCCAAUUCACCUAAUGGAAACCCUAACCCUAGCCUUAAUCCUGACAAGAACCAUGUCCUUAACUUCCAGUCACCGCUAACGAGGAGGAUAAGGCCACUUAGCUCGCCGGAUGUUUUGUACGAGGACCAAGCUCUGAAGCAUGGUUUGGUCAAGAUGCAGUUGCGCUGCCCUUCUCUGUCUUCUACACCGUCCCCAUCAUCACCUCCGUCCGACCCUGAUUUGACACCCUUUUCCGCUGAGUAUUCCUCACCUGAUUACACUUCCCUUCUUUCCGACGAGCUUCUUCUUAGAAUCUUCGCUAAGCUUCCUGUCUCUCACCGUGUCUCUACUUCGUUGGUGUGCAAGAGGUGAUUGCGGCUUUAUGGCCACUUGGUGCAAUCCCUCAAUCUCACGGAUUCUGUCAUAUCAUCCCCUUUUGAGCAGUCCAUUUUGAUGCAAUUUUAUAAUGUAAUGAGUAAAAGCUGCAUCAUUUA